UUUUUUAAAUUUUUGAUGGGUGGUUUCUUUUUUUGUUUAGUAAUUUGUUUGUUUGUUUUUUUUUUUAAAAUUAUAUAAAAAUGAUAAAAAGAACAUCAGUUGUUUUUUUUUUUUUUAAGAUUAAGAUAAAUUACUCUUUUCUUUUCUAAGAAAUUAAAGAAUUUUGUUUGGUAACUCGGAUCUCAGCUCAUUCUUCUUUCCGAUUUCCCUCUAAAAUGUCUAGUCUAGAAAUCGAAGCUAUAGAUGUGAUCAAAAUUGUGCUUCAAUUUUGUAAAGAAAAUUCAUUGCACCAAACAUUUCAGACACUUGAGAAUGAGUGUCAAAUAUGUUUGAACACAGUAGAUAACAUGGAAACAUUUGUUGGUGAUAUUAAUAAUGGAAGAUGGGAUGUGAUACUCCCUCAAAUUGCUCAACUCAAACUUCCAAAGAAUAAAUUGGAGGACUUGUACGAGCAGAUUGUCCUCGAAAUGAUUGAGGUUGGUGAAUUGGAUACCGCUCGUGCUAUCUUAAGACAGACUCAGGUAAUGGGUUGUGUGAUGAAGCAAGAACAACUCGAAAGAUACUUGAGGCUCGAACGUCUGUUGGUGACAACAUAUUUUGAUCCGAACAAGGCUUAUCAAGAGUCAACCAAAGAGAAAAGAAGAGCUGAAAUUGGUGAAGCACUUGCAGCAGAGGUUAGUGUUGUACCACCUUCAAGGCUAAUGGCUCUUAUUGGUCAGUCUUUGAAGUGGCAACAACACCAAGGAUUGGUUCCCCCAGACACACACAAAUUUGACUUAUUUAGAGGAACAGCUGCUAUGAAACAAGAAGAACAAGACACAUUUUCAUUCCCAUCCUCAACUCUUGCACAUACCAUAAAGUUUGGCACAAAAAGUCAUGCUGAAUGUGCUCGUUUUUCCCCUGAUGGACAGUUUCUUGUUUCCUCCUCUGUUGAUGGAUUUGUUGAGGUUUGGGAUUGUGUUAGUGGGAAAUUGAACAAGGAUUUACAGUAUCAGGCUGAUGAAACUUUCAUGAUGCAUGAUGAUCCAGUGUUGUGUGUGAAUUUCAGUAGGGAUUCGGAGGUUCUUGCGUCUGGAUCACAAGAUGGGAAGAUCAAAGUUUGGCGCAUAAGAAGUGGUCAGUGCUUGCGCCGUCUUGAACGCGCACAUUCUCAUGGCGUCACCAGUGUUUUCUUCUGUCGUGAUGGAACGCAGUUGCUGAGUACAUCGUUUGAUGGCACAGCAAGGAUUCAUGGUAUUAAAUCUGGCAAGUUGUUAAAGGAAUUCCGAGGCCAUGGAUCUUAUGUAAAUGAUGCAAUCUUUACACACCAUGGAGCUCGCGUUGUUACAGCCUCUAGUGAUUCGACGCUUAAAGUGUGGGAUGUGAAGACUACGCAAUGUCUACACACCUUCAAACCGCCUCCUCCUCUAAGGGGAGGCGAUGAUGCCUGUGUCAAUUCUCUUCACCUUUUCCCCAAAACUAGUUCUAAUAGCGACCAACACAUCAUUGUAUGUAAUAAGACGUCGUGUGUAUACAUCAUGACACUUCAAGGACAGGUUGUAAAGAGCUUUUCAUCAGGUAAAAGGGAAGGUGGAGAUUUUGUGGGAGCUUGUGUGUCACCUAAAGGGGAAUGGAUUUACUGUGUUGGUGAAGAUAGGAAUGUCUACUGCUUCAGCUAUCAAUCUGGUAAACUAGAGCACCUAAUAAUGAAGGCUCAUGACAAAGAUGUAAUUGGUAUAGCUCAUCACCCUCAUAGAAAUUUGGUGGCCACAUAUGCUGAGGACUGCACAAUCAAACUAUGGAAGCCUUAAUUCAAAAUUUUCUGUAUUGAUUGAUUGAUUGAUUCAACUAUUAUUUACUUUUGUCCAUCCUAUUGACAUUCUUUAAAUAAAUAAACAUUAAUUAUAAUAUAGUGUUAAAAUUGAAUUUUGCUUGGUUGAGAUAAUAUAUAUUUCAAAUUUUUAUUUUAUUACUAUUUCUUUUUGGUAAAGAUGAUACAGAGAUUUUGUGUGGGACUUUCAUGAUUAGAGGUAUAUCAAUCCAUAAUUAGUCUCUUCUUCUUCACUAUAUUUCUGAUUUUUACGCUGGGACUUUCAUUUACUGCCUCUACUUCAAGAGCUACAGAAGAAAAAUCCUCUUCUCAUACAAGAGCAUCAGGUAAUAAUUAUACUUUAUCUAUGAGUAUUAUCUAUUAGAUAUGUUACUUAGCUUGGCUAUCUGAAAUAGCUUCAUUCAAAAGACUGAGGACUAAAAAAUUCAUUGAUAAGGGGCAUCAGCCACAUAAUGUUCUGAAGUAGCAUGCAAAGCAAAUUUAGCAAGGUAUCAGCUACUACAUUGACAAUUCUUAGACAAUAAAUAAAAAUCACAACAGAAAAAGUAGAGCAUAAAUCUCUAAUAUCAUUAAGAAAGUAAACCCAAAGAAGAAUCCAACAUCGUUAAACUACUGAGCUUGUUGAUUAAACUUUGAUAAUCGGAUUCAACUUGUGGUAUUUUUUUUCCUUAUUAGUGCUUGAUACAGGUGAAGUUUAUGUUGAAAUUAAAAAAAAAAAAUACA
Molecule: messenger RNA, 2533 nt
Organism: Cannabis sativa
Lineage: Eukaryota; Viridiplantae; Streptophyta; Magnoliopsida; Rosales; Cannabaceae
Product: suppressor of mec-8 and unc-52 protein homolog 1-like
Exons: 1
Coding region: 216-1790 (524 amino acids)
Biological process (GO): mRNA splicing, via spliceosome
Cellular component (GO): precatalytic spliceosome
Molecular function (GO): protein binding
Source: RefSeq, a predicted model, not a curated record